AUGAAGUUAUCUUUACUGUUAUCUGGACAGACAAAACGCGAUUUGGAAGCUUUUGUGGAUGAACUAAAUGCGCGGCCGCAGUGCCCCGUGGGUCUCAAUACGCUGCUCAUCCCUAUCAUCUGCCCACUAGGACUUGAACCAGCCUUACGUUUACCUCAACUGUGGGCAUGUUCAAGUAAGCUAAUUCGAAUGCUGGGAACUGAAGCAAGCAUGUGGGAAUAUGUGCCCACUGACCCCUCUCGAGGCGUCAUCGCGCAUCGUCGACCAGACAAGCUGUCGCUGUAUGAGAGCGUUGGUAUUUUUACAAGUGAUAAUAUUCAUAUCAACCGCAAACUGGCG
Messenger RNA from Brenthis ino (lesser marbled fritillary), 339 nucleotides. NCBI's taxonomy places the organism in Eukaryota, Metazoa, Arthropoda, Insecta, Lepidoptera, Nymphalidae. The record is from the annotation of a GenBank genome assembly.